AUGGAUGAAGUAAAUGAAAGGAUCUCUAUCGGGGAUGUGAACGAGGACACGGCUAUCUUUGGCGAACUCGUCAAUCAGAUGGCGCCGGGGAUUCGUGUUCGGCAUUUUCUGGUCGACGGCUUUGGCUCCAUGAGAGAACCACCCUGGAGCGAUUCAAAUAACAUCAGCCUCUUGUUUCAUGCCCUACAACAGCAGCCACUGGAAACCAUUUCUCUGGAGAAUAUUGGGAUCUUUGCAGACGAUGAGCGCUCAGGACCCUUUCCCAUUCGGCUGUUGACGCGAUUGCUAUGCUCGGAAUCUUGCCGUCUUUCCUUGAAAAAUCUGAAACUGAUAGACUGCAUCUUGGAUGGUACCAAUGAAGAUUGGGAAGAGUUUGCAUUAGCCAACAACAACUUGCCCGAGUUGGACCAGUUUGUUUUGGAUACGUGCGACUGUGCAUUAGACUAUCCCCUGGAACAGUUUGACAGGUUUGGUGCCAUUUUGCCAUGCAACAGUCCCAAACUGACCUCUGCGAUUGUUGAUCCUGCCAAAACCAGAGGAUACAUUGACCUUGGGGCUGCUAGAAGAAUGUGCCGACUACCACAACUUCGGCGACUUUGUCUCUUCGAAAUGGCUUUUCCUGGCGAAACCACGGCCACAAUGUUUCAAACGCUGGCGCAGCAGUCUCCGACAGGGUGUUUCACGUCCCAUCUGGAGACCUUGAAGCUUGGUGUCUGUGACAUGGAUGCAGUCGCUGUUCAAGCCUUUUCAAGCCCGGGUGCUGUUAAAGAUGAAGGUGCAUUCAUUGCCAUCAUGGAAGCAUUGAAGAGAAACAGGACCAUACGGUGCUUGGACUUCAGAUGGUCCGAGAAAGCAUGGCUGGUGCAACCUACGCCUAAAUAUGGCGCAUCUGCUCUGGCUGCGUACCACGACAUGAUUAGAUCCAACUGUACACUCUUGGCGAUGUACGUUGUCGAUCACUCAUUGUAUUGUGGGGAUCUUCGCAGCAUGAAAAUGUUUUAUGCUCGCUUGAACCAAAUUGGUAGACAAAGAUUUCUGGAAGCGGGAAACUUUGUGUCAGACGAGGAAUGGUUGGACAAAUUGGUGGCUGUUGGGAGGGAAAGGGAAAACGACCAUUACAAUGCCCUCAGCUUUGUGUACUAUUUUCUACGAUUGAAUCCACUGAUCUGUGUCCAGCACUCUGCCAGCUCUAACACGAGAGUCUUGUUGCCACCUAACUGA
Molecule: messenger RNA, 1221 nt
Organism: Seminavis robusta
Lineage: Eukaryota; Bacillariophyta; Bacillariophyceae; Naviculales; Naviculaceae
Source: the annotation of a GenBank genome assembly